Messenger RNA from Hibiscus syriacus, 472 nucleotides. Its product is annotated as heavy metal-associated isoprenylated plant protein 27-like. The coding region runs from base 107 to 472 and encodes 121 amino acids. The record is from RefSeq and is a predicted model, not a curated record. Lineage: Eukaryota; Viridiplantae; Streptophyta; Magnoliopsida; Malvales; Malvaceae. The transcript has a single exon. Gene Ontology annotation, molecular function: metal ion binding.
GCAACUACAGGUAUUCUAUUGUAAUCAAACUUUCCAGUUUCGACUCUUUUGAGUUUGAUUUAAUGUCUGUUGUUGUUUGUUGCAGACGGUGGAGAUAAAAGUGAAGAUGGACUGCGAGGGAUGCGAGAGGAGGGUGAAUAAAUCGGUGGAGGGCAUGAAAGGGGUGACGCAAGUGGAAGUGGACCCCAAGCAAAGCAAGCUCACGGUUGUCGGCUACGUGGAUCCCGACAAGGUCCUUGAGCGGGUCCGGUACCAGACGGGAAAGAAAGUUGAGUUCUGGCCUUACGUGCCUUACGAUGUGGUGCCUCACCCUUACGCACCGGGGGCUUACGACAAGAAGGCACCGGCGGGGUAUGUCCGGAAUGUGGUCCAAGAUCCGGAAGCUGGUCAGCUCGCCAGGGCCACCUCCUUUGAAGUCAAGUACACCACUGCUUUCAGUGAUGAGAACCCAAAUGCUUGUAUUAUCAUGUGA